AUGAAAAAAAUCAUAGCGGAUCUUGAGGCCGGCAGGCCAAUCAAGUGGACGGACUAUAACUUCUAUACACUUGCGAAUAUUGCCAAGCGUUACCUCCUCCAUAUUGAAGGUGGUGUUUUAGGCCCUCAAUCUGAAGAGAAGCUGCUCUCUACACUUGAUAUACAAGAUGAUCAAGCUCGGAUUGAAGCGAUGCACAGUGUGAUAGUUUCUCAACCGAAACCGGUUCAGCAGCUACUUGCUCUAUUGUUUGGCAUCUGGUUUCGAAUGAUCUAUCAUACAGAAGUUAAUGCAAUGUCUGUAGAAGCGGUGGCUAAAUCUGUCGCUGGAUCUGUUUUCCCAAGUUGCACAACUACUCCGAGAAAAGUUGAGCGAGCGUCAAAAGUCAUGGAAUACCUUAUCACUGGCUUCGCAUCAGCUGAUCUCUUCAGUCGUGAACUGAUAGAAUACUUUACUCUAGAGACUAAAACUAGUAUUUCAAGAGUAGAGAAGUUCAAGUAUGAAUUUCGAUUUCCAAAGGACGUGCCAAGUAAGCUCAUUGAUUAUGUUACAGCACAGUGCUUUCCACUCUCUGGUUAAAUGAUCUGUUAUGUAAAUGUGGAUUAUUUCGCAUUUUAUUCAAAUGUGUCAAUAUAGGUUUAAAAAAUACAAUUAAGAAAAUAAUAUUUUAAACAUUAGCAUUUAAGAUUCUAUAUUAAUCAGUCUGUGCUUUUGUGUCAAUCAGCCCAGAUAAUUUUAGUUAACAUUCUCCCGACUUUCUAACAUUUGAAUGGGUCAGUUAGGCUUUAUCGAUUAUUGUGUAAAUAUAACUUUUAUUAAAUGUCAAUCUGUACUAAUAUGUGUACUAAUAUAUGCCGUAAUUUUAUACAAGUAUCUUAACUAAUUUCAGUUAGCUAAGAGAUUUUACAUAAGUGUAGAAUCUUUUGCCACCAUGAAUAAAAAGAAAUUCAACAGGUGGAAUAAAAACUGGCAUGUAGAAGAGUGGUUAGCCUCUUUGAUAUGUUCACUGUGUGCAACUGCGUCGUCGAUCAACACUUUAUUGUGUAGUCAGUUAACUUCUUUUUUAUCAUCACAAGCCAUAUGAUAAUAGGGAGAUUCAUUAGUGAUUCAUUAGCUUAAGCUGUCAACCUUCAGUCGAAUGCCUCCUGAUUUCUACAUCCACUAGACCCACUUCGAUUUGGGGCAACCUAAUGGUACCAGACGCCUGGUAGGAUAUGAUAAUAAAAAUAUUAAAUUAGAUCAGAAGAAACUACAUGAGUUGUCACAUUCACAGUGUGUCUUUUGAACACAUUGUAGUACUUUACAAUCUAAGUGUUAAUUAUAGUAAAUAUGUAUUUCCAUGCUGGAAUCGUCUGCUUACAGUUACUGACCUGUGUGUACGUAAGUCGGCUGAUUGAUAGCUGGUAAAGUGUUCACAAAUUUCAUGCAACUUGUGAUGCUGCUUGAGAAAUUAUAAAGUGGGAUUAGUAUUUCAGUGAAUGAUGAAUAGACAGACCUUUAUUAUGCUUUACUGAACACUGGAUAAAACGGAUAUAUAAUAAUCGAAUAUUUACAUACAUAUUAGUUUAUUGGAUAAUAAGCGACAUGUAAUCUAUUUAUUCUCUGAGUAACCGGAUACAACAGGCAGACUAAGAACGCGGGGGGUGGGGAAGUGUGGAAAUCUUCCAUUCUUUUUUGGUAGUGCUUUUUUUAAACAAAGAAACCAAUAGAACACUAACAGUACAACUUUUGAUCCUGAGCUUCAUAUGAUAGUACCAUUAUUAUCGUCAUCAUCAGUAUAAUGACGCGUAAAAUAUUCCCUAGCCCAUCAUUGCAUUGUUUUAAAAUGAUUCUGCUUACCUGAUAACUUUGCUAUUCAUAGGUGCAUAAUACUACCGCCAGAUUGUAGACAACGAUGAUUAAACACAGACUCAUAUUGGCAUUUUCUGUAGUGCUAAUUUUUUUAUUUAAUAACUACCAACGUUUCGUUGUAAAGUAACAAUGGAAAUAUAACCAUCUGUAAUAUGAGAACCAUAUUCUGUAUUAUUAAACAAUAUGUUUCAUGCGGUCGACCUUGGGUAGUCUUUCUUUGGAUAGUGCAUUCAUUGGUGUGUUAACGAGUGAAUGAAUGAGUCAACUCAGGAAAUUCAAACUAUCACACAUUACACCUCGAGAGUUAGCAGUAAUGAUACAGUUGUUAUAGGUAAAUCGACUAACUCAGUCUAAUUUCCCCAUUUAGUUUCAAGUAGUGGAAAACGCUACCUUAGGUUUUUGGUGGAGAGUUUGUUAUAGGAAAAAAUCCCUGGUAGUCCGCUGCGACAAAGAAAACUUUGACACUGAAAACCACGAUUAUUUCUCUGCCUUACACAUAACUGCGUUUAAGUAUUUUUGGAAGAUGGAGAGUUGAUUUUUGCAUCCAGUUAGUAAGAAACUAAAGAGCCUUUAAUUGUCAUAUGCACCUCUGGGUUCUUCCAGAAGAUCAAUAUUUUAGCAAUUGCACUACGGGCUACCAUUAGUUUGUUUUACUUGAUUUGUAUUUUGUAAAAAAUAAUGUUAAAAACCUUUCUUCUGGAAAAACAGUCGAUUGAUAUUGUAGCAUGUAAAACAUCGCUUCAUCGGCAUCAAAGAACAACAGACUACCCCAAACACUAGGAUCAAGACUACUGCCGCCACAGUUCAUCAUAACCUUCACAUAUUCACAUUGGCUAGAGAAUAUAUUAACAGAGACACGCCUAGGUUGGAAUGCUGGAAUUUGAGCUAUAUACUUCCUGAUAGGGGAAGUUUAGGCUAUUGAUCAAUAAUCCACCGAUAUUUAAACCUACUGGUUUUUAGUAAAUAACUCUAAUUCAGUUUAAAGUGUUAGAAAUAUUCUGGAAACGAGUAGACAAAGAUGUCAGUUGACACUGUACUGUCGUCACCAAUUCCAAAACGCUGAACCUGCUUGUUUUUCAGGCACCCAAGUGUCUCAUUACGGUGUUUAGGAACCUGCUUUGGAUCGUUUAAUGCUGGGUUUCCUUAUAUGCG
This is a messenger RNA of Trichobilharzia szidati, 3000 nucleotides long. The record is from the annotation of a GenBank genome assembly. NCBI's taxonomy places the organism in Eukaryota, Metazoa, Platyhelminthes, Trematoda, Strigeidida, Schistosomatidae.